Messenger RNA from Zingiber officinale, 1608 nucleotides. Its product is annotated as protein SAR DEFICIENT 1-like. Gene Ontology annotation, molecular function: calmodulin binding; sequence-specific DNA binding; DNA-binding transcription factor activity. The transcript is spliced from 9 exons. Bases 113 to 1414 code for a protein of 433 amino acids. The record is from RefSeq and is a predicted model, not a curated record. NCBI's taxonomy places the organism in Eukaryota, Viridiplantae, Streptophyta, Magnoliopsida, Zingiberales, Zingiberaceae. Gene Ontology annotation, cellular component: nucleus. Gene Ontology annotation, biological process: regulation of salicylic acid biosynthetic process.
AUAGACAGCUACACGUAACGUCCUAUAUAAAAAACUAAAAAAGCCAGGUCUCCGGCCCUGCUCCUUUGUUAUUCGUUAGCACAGUCUUGACAAUUCACUCUUCGCUAAGAAUAUGAAGGCUAAGAGUCCUUGGGAGGCUUCUAAUGGAGAUCAGGACGAGGAAGGAGAUGAAUUCUCAACGGACACACAACAUACCAUGUCAUGGCCAGAAGUAGAAGAGUUUAUGAAGAACUAUGAACAAAAAUUGGAGAAAUUCUUUCGUCUUGAGGAGGAGGAAGUAAUUAAGAAACUGAGGGAAAGAAGAAUGAUUCGUCUUGGUAUGGGGCUUCAAAGGUAUAUGGGGCCCUUUCCUAUGGACACGGAGGCGACGGGAUCCUCAUCAAACUUGAAGCUUGACUUCAACAAUCGUUUCCCGGAGACGAUUUAUACACUAACCAACAUCGAGGAUAUCAACCAUGAUCCACUCCAAAUCAUUGUCGCAGACGCCAACAACGUGGAUGCUCGUCCAUUGUUGACCAAUAAUUUACGAUCUCCCAAAGUUGAGCUGCUGGUGUUUGAGGGAGACUUCGAUUCCAACGACGGGAACUGGAGCAAUCAAGAGUUCGAAUGCAAAAUGGUGAAGCCGCGGCCGGGAAAAAGGCCCCUCCUCGUCGGAGAGACUACUGCUUACCUAAGUGAUGGAUCUGUGGCCUUCCCCAAGGUAUUCUUCACGGACAACUCGAGUUGGGACAAGAUCGGGAAGUUCAGGAUCGGUGCUCGAGUUGUGCCAGGAAGCUACGAGGGACCAAGAAUUAAAGAAGCCUUCACCGAGCCAUUCAGGGUAAAGGACCGCAGAGGAAGAGCAUACGAGAAGCAUAAUCCGCCGGCUCUAUGUGAUGAUGUGUGGCGGCUCGAGAAGAUUGGCAACAAAUUCCGCUCCAAUCUAGCAUCUCAUAAUAUUAAGACGGUCCAAGAUUUCUUGAAGCUACUCUUCAUCGACGAACCCAAGCUUCGGAGUAUUGUCGGACGACGGAUAUCAGAUCAAACAUGGGCGACGAUCACGAAUCACGCAAAAAAAUGCGUUACUGGAAACGAACUUUAUCUGCAUAGGGGAGACCAAUUGAACGUCGUCGUCGUUAACUCAGUUUGCCAGGUUGAGAAGAUAAUUGUACCCGAUGGUCGAGUUUUCACUCCAAACGAACUUAGUAGCAAACAGGACAGAGAUCUAGUAAAGCACUUGGCUCGGGAAGCAUACGAAAACUGGGAUAGAAUGGAGGAGUACCAUGAACCUCCCCCCAACGCAGACAUUCCACUGCAACCAACAGAUGCAGAAAUGGCGCAAGGUGCAAUGGACUCAUCACUGUUUGAUUUUGGACAAGAUUGUUACUUUCCUUUCCCGUCUCCUUUCGGAGGGCCGAUGGAUCCGCUGCCCUGAUUGCUGGCAAACUCACACAGCGACGAGAAGUAGGAGUUAAAGUUGCUCUUUGCUAUACAUUUUGCUUUUGUUGAAAGGAAAAUGAAUUAUGUUGAUUGACGUUACCCAUUUGAGUUUAUAAAACACACGGAUGUAGGAUUAAGAUUACAUGGACGAACUAAAUCUAAUUAAGUCCAUAUGAGUGGAUUUAAUCA